This is a messenger RNA of Aphidius gifuensis, 1370 nucleotides long. Its product is annotated as ras-like protein family member 10B. Gene Ontology annotation, molecular function: GTP binding; GTPase activity. The transcript is spliced from 5 exons. Lineage: Eukaryota; Metazoa; Arthropoda; Insecta; Hymenoptera; Braconidae. The record is from RefSeq and is a predicted model, not a curated record. Bases 1 to 819 code for a protein of 272 amino acids.
AUGAUAAUAAUAAUAACACCGAUAAAAUAUAGUGGAAAAAGAAGAGAAAUUAAACGCAAGCGCAGAAGUGUUACACAACAUCCAAGACUGGAUCUCGAUUUAGAUUAUUUGGAGAGACGAGCAGGUGUUACGAUAACCAAUGACAAUGGUGAUAGUGGUACGAAAGAGGAAGAAAGUCCAGCAGAUAGUCUUGAUCGAGUAAAGGUUGUUUUUCUUGGUGCUCCGGCUGUUGGAAAGUCCAGUAUUAUCAGGCAAUUUGUAUGGAGUGAAUUUUUUGAUGAAUAUAAACCAACUGAAAGACGUGAAACAUUUUAUCCAAGUGUUGUACUUGCUGAUCGUCUUUAUGAAUUAAAAAUUACUGAUUUACCAACAAUCCCAUAUUUUCCAGUGAAUACACAUUUGGAAUGGGCUGAUUUUCGUUACUAUGGUUUAAGAAGUGCGACAGCAUAUGUGCUAGUAUUUGAUCUCAGCAAUCAAGACACAUUUCAGUAUAUAAGGACACUGAGAGAACAAAUAUACGAGGCACGAGAUAUGCGAGGUGUUCCAUUGUUGGUUGUUGGAAAUAAACAGGAUAAGCUUUCAACAUUGGUUGCAUCAAGUACAAGAUAUCGUGAUAUUGUUAAUCUUGUGAGAAAACAUUGGAGAUGUGGAUAUGUUGAAUGUAGUGCAAGAUUCAAUUGUCGUGUUGUACAGGUAUUUCGUGAAUUAAUGAAAAAUAUACAAUCAGUAGAAGGAAGAUCAUUAUCACCAACAGCUACACAAUCACAACCACUUCGUUCUCAUUCUCGUGAUAACAACGAUAAAUGUGUACUUCUUUGACAACAAAAAACUCCAUCAGAACCAUCAAACUUAUCAAGUCUCAUUAAAAUAUUCAAAACGAAGGACGAAAAAACUCUUGAUAAUCUUCAAUGCCAAAGCAAUUCAUAAAUAUUUUUUUUUAUUUUACAAUUUCAUUUUUUAGUUUACUUGUUAUUGAUUUUUCUAUAUAAGUAUAUAGAUGCCAAUGGAAUUUUACAGGCAUAUAAAAAAAAUGUUAAAAAAAAUAUAUAAUUACAAGUUCAAUUGUUGUAUAAAAUAUUCAAUUCGUAGAACGUACACGUGAAAAUUGUUCAAAAAUAAUAAUAAUAACAAUAGUUAAGUGAAACGAUAUUGAGCAUAAUUAUUGAAAAUAGAAAAAAGUUGUUAAAAAAAAAAUUUAAUCUGAAAUUUUGGCUUGUAUAUUUGUCGCGAUAAAAACUGCCUUUAAAAAAUGAAAAUUUUUUAUAUUUUAUAUUUGUUGCACUAUUGAAUAACUAUUAUUAUUUAUAAAAAAAAAUAGGAAUGUAUACACUAUUGUAAACAACUCCUAAAAAUGACAAAAGUUUUUAAUC